CAUUGAACGCGCGAGGACGCAGACGCGGUGCGUGCUUUCGGAUGUACACUCGCAUAUAUGGCAGGAUACAAGCUCGAAGGAAGAAAAUAUGCCAAUCUCCGUCAUCUUUCAUGCGAUUUAUACACCGCUCUGCUGAUUUUAGCAGUAUUGUAGAGGUGAGCCGCGAUGUCUGGCUGCAUAACGCUGAUUGACGGACCGGAUCGGUGGCGCGCGUGUUAACGCACAACGGUGUUUUCAGCUCGUGCGUAAACUUUGCAAGAACUUUGCUGCAUCGCUUCCUAUUUUGACGGGCGAGGUGAAACGGCAGCGCAAAGCAUGGCGACACAAAACGACUGCUGUGUCAAGGUCUCUUUAAGGAUCCGGCCGCAGAUGGCAAAGGAAAAGAUUGAGGGAUGUCACAUCUGCACCUCCGUUACUCCCGGGGAGCCCCAGGUGCUCUUGGGUAAAGACAAGGCCUUUACGUAUGACUUUGUGUUUGACUUGGACGCUCAGCAACAUCAGAUCUACAGCGCCUGUGUUCACAAGCUGGUUGAAGGCUGCUUCGAGGGAUACAACGCAACCGUCUUCGCUUACGGACAAACCGGUUCAGGAAAGACCUACACCAUGGGCACUGGCUUUGAUGUAACCAUGUCGGAGGAAGAGCAGGGCAUCAUCCCACGGGCCGUGCAACAUCUCUUCCAGGGCAUCCAGAAACGCAGACUAGAGGCACAGAGCGCCGGCAUGCCCCUGCCAGAAUUCAAAGUCAGCGCCCAGUUCCUGGAGCUCUAUAACGAGGAGAUCCUGGACCUGUUCGACAGCACACGUGACCCUGAGGCUCGAGGCCGGAAGUCCAACAUUAAGAUCCAUGAGGAUGGGAGCGGAGGCAUCUACACCACAGGAGUGACCUCACGACUGGUCAGCUCAGAGGAGGAGAUGCUGCAGUGUCUGAAGCUGGGCGCUCUUUCCCGCACCACCGCCAGCACGCAGAUGAACGCCCAGAGCUCCCGCUCUCAUGCCAUCUUCACCAUCCACCUCUGCCAGAUGAGAGUCUGCCCGCAGCCACAGGUGAACGGAGAGAUGAACGGUGUGUCUGAUGGCUCCAUCUCUCAGCCCGAGUAUGAGACGCUCACUGCUAAGUUUCACUUUGUGGACCUGGCUGGAUCAGAGCGGCUCAAGCGCACAGGAGCCACAGGAGAGAGAGCGAGAGAGGGCAUCUCUAUCAACUGUGGCCUGCUGGCCCUGGGUAAUGUGAUCAGUGCAUUGGGAGAUCAGAGUAAGAAGGCAGGCCAUGUGCCUUACAGAGACUCCAAACUCACACGCCUGCUGCAGGACUCGCUGGGAGGAAACAGUCGGACCGUGAUGAUUGCCUGCGUGAGCCCCUCUGACCGUGACUUCAUGGAGACCCUGAACACACUGAAGUACGCCAAUCGGGCUCGCAACAUCAAGAACAAAGUGAUCGUGAACCAGGAUAAAACCAGCCAGCAGAUCAGCGCAUUACGAGCAGAGAUCGCACGCCUACAGAUGGAGAUCAUGGAGUACAAAGCGGGAAAACGAGUGGCCUGCGAAGAUGGAUCCGACGGUUUUAGUGAUCUGUUUCAAGAGAACUCCAUGCUCCAAAAAGAGAAUGACACACUACGUAUGCGGGUCAAAGCCAUGCAGGAAACCAUCGACCACCUGAACACUCGAGUCACCCAGCUGCUCACCAAUGGAGUCAACCUGCUGCUCACUAAGACUGGUGAAACGAACGAGGAGAUUGGCAAUCUAAUCCAGAACUACAUUCGAGAAAUCGAAGAGCUGAGGUCUAAGCUGCUGGAGAGUGAGGCCAUGAACGAGUCUCUGAGGCGCAGUUUGUCUCGCCUCUCCGCCCGCUCUCCACACCCGUCUACUCCAGCACUCGCUCUCGGCUCCUCCCCCUCUGUUUCCAUGGAUGCAGAGAUGUCCGAUGUGAUUUGUCAAGCCAAAUUAGACGUGGAGAGGCUGAAGAAGAAAGAGAGAAAUCAGAGGAGGAAGAGUCCGGAGAAAGAAAAAGGUUUGAAGAAGAGGGCCAAGCUUUAUCCUCAGGAAAAUGGAGAAAAGAGCGAGAAUGGGCUGAGCAGGGAAAACCAAGAGCGAAGAGAUGAGAGCGGCUGUGAUGAGGAGGAGGAGGAGGAGGAGGAGGAAGAGGAGACCAGGGAGGAGGAAGAGUUCGACAGCGACGAGAGCCUGGUGGAUUCCGACUCUGACUCAGACGAGAAAGUCAGCUUACAGGCCGAUCUUGCGGACCUGACGUGUGAGAUCGAGAUCAAGCAGAGACUCAUCGAUGAGCUGGAGAACAGCCAGCGGCGGCUCCUGACGCUGAGGAGCCAGUAUGAGGAGAAACUGAUUCUGCUCCAGAACAAGAUCAGAGACACACAGCUGGAGAGAGACCGCGUGCUGCACAACCUCAUGUCCAUGGAGAACUACACUGAGGAGAAAGCCAGUAAGAUCAAAUCAGAGUAUGAGAAGCGUCUGAAGGAGAUGAACCGAGACCUGCUGAAGCUGCAGGCCGCUCAGAAGGAGCACGCACGUCUGCUGAAGAACCAGGACCGCUACGAGAGAGAGCUCAAGAAACUGCAGUCUGAGGUGGCCGAUAUGAAGAAAGCCAAGGUGGCGCUGAUGAAGCAGAUGAAGGAGGAGCAGCAGCGGAGGAGGAUGAUCGAUGCGAAGAGGAACAGAGAAAUCGCACAACUGAAGAAAGAGCAGCGACGACAAGAGUAUCAGAUCCGAGCUUUGGAGUCCCAGAAGCAUCAGCAGGAGAUCGUGUUGCGGAGGAAGACGCAGGAAGUGACGGCGCUGAGGCGGCUGGCCAAGCCCAUGUCGGAGCGUGUGGCGGGACGCGUGGCCCGCAGACUCACCAGUGUGGACUCCGGAGCAGAGCUGUCCACCAGCAACACAACAACAACCUCCAAACACGAAUCCACUCGCUCGGUGUCCAGCAUCAUACGCCAGUGGAAUACCAAACUGAACGGAUUCCUGGGAGAGAAUGAGAGCCGUGGGACUGGAGGAAACCUGGCCAGCAGAAAAAAGUUCCAGCGAAAGAGUACGAGCACACGUUUUUCAAAGACAGCCCGUCAGAAGUGGCAGUCUCUGGAGAGGAGGAUCAUGGAUAUUGUGAUGCAGAGAAUGACCAUCACUAAUGUGGAAGCUGAUAUGGAUCGCCUCAUUAAGAAACGUGAGGAGCUGUCCAUGCAGCAGGAGGCGCUGUUGCGCAAGAGAGAAAAGUUACUGAACGAGGGCUUCGGAGAGGAUGAGGAGGAGAGGCUCCUUCAGGAGAUGAACGAGGAGAUUGAGGUUCUCAAUGCCAACAUCGACUACAUCAGCGACAGUCUGUCAGACUGCCAGGCCACCAUCGUACAGAUCGAGGAGACCAAGGAUGAGCUGGACUCAGUGGACACCUCAGUGGUCAUCAGUUCCUGCUCGCUGGCCGAAGCUCGCGCUCUCCUGGACUACUUCCUCAAAGCCUCUAUUGACAAGGGGUUACAAGUUGCUCAAAAAGAGGCUCAAAUUCGCCUGCUGGAGGGUCAGCUGCGGCAGACGGAUGUGAUUGGCUCUUCCCAAAAUCACAUGAUCCUCGAUGCUCUAAGGGAAAAGGCAGAGUGUAUCCCUGAGCUGCAAGCUCUAAUCCACAAUGUCCAGCAAGAGAAUGGCUAUGCCAGCACAGAUGAGGAUGCGUAUGAGUUCAGUCAGGCAUCAGAGGGCGGUUUUUUCCAGAUGAAGUUGUCUGCGAGUCAAGAUGACUUUAAGAUGAAGGUUGAGCCUCGGUUAUCUGCACAAAUGAAGGCGGUGUCAGCUGAGUAUUUGGGCCCGAUCCUGGACCUCACCUCCAAGAACAUCACUAAGUCCCUGGCUUCUCUGUCGGAGAUCCAUGAGAACGGCCUGGUCCUCAAAGAGGCCUAUUCCAGAGAUCUGGUGUCUCGAACCAUCAGCCUGCCUGUCAGAGGACACACUUUCCCAAGGCAGUCCAGAGGAUCUGACACAUCUCCCUUAACAAGGAGGCAGUCAUACGACCGAGGCCAGCCAUAUAGAAGUCCAGAGGUAGGCUACACCCCUCCUUCUUCCCCUCCACUUCGAACACGCAACGACCGCAACGUCUUUUCCCGGCUGACAAGCAACCAGAGUCAGGGCUCAGCUCUCGACAAGUCGGAUGACAGCGACUCCUCUCUCUCGGAGGUGCUCAGGGGUGUAAUCACUCCCACAGGUGGGCUGAAGGGGGGCAGGACGGCCCCUCUGCAGUGUGUGGCGAUGGCUGAGGGACACACUAAACCUGUGCUUUGCCUGGAUGCCACGGACGAGCUGCUAUUCACCGGCUCUAAAGAUCGAACCUGCAAGAUGUGGAACCUGGUGACUGGACAGGAAAUCGUGACCCUGAGAGGACAUCCUAACAACGUUGUGUCUGUCAAAUACUGCAGCUACUCUGGCCUGGUCUUCACAGUUUCCACCUCAUAUAUCAAAGUAUGGGACAUUCGCGAUUCUGCCAAGUGCGUCCGGACGUUCACGUCAUCGGGUCAGGUGGUCUCAGGCGAUGCCUGUGCUGGUACAACCACUCGCACCAUCACUACAGCCCAAGGCGAGUACCAGAUCAACCAGAUCGCCCUCAAUCCCUCCGGAUCUGUGUUGUAUGCCGCUGCAGGCAACACUGUCCGCACAUGGGACCUCAACAGAAUGCAGGCCACUGGGAAGCUGACCGGACACAUUGGGUCAGUCAUGUGUCUUACAGUGGGUUAUUCUGGAGGAGGCAAGGAUCAGGUGAUCACUGGAUCCAAAGACCAUUACGUGAAAAUAUUUGAUGUUGUGGAGGGAACCCAGGGUAACAUCGGACCAGCUCAUAACUUCGAGCCCCCUCAUUACGAUGGGAUUGAGUGCCUUGCUGUACAUGGCGACGUACUGUUCAGUGGUUCCCGUGACAAUGGCAUUAAGAAAUGGGAUCUGGGACAGCAGGAACUUAUUCAGCAAAUCCCAAACGCGCACAAGGAUUGGGUGUGUGCUCUGGCGUUCGUUCCCGGGCGGCCCAUGCUCCUCAGUGCCUGCAGGGGGGGAAUGCUCAAGGUGUGGAACGUGGACAACUUCACGCCCAUCGGAGAGAUUAAGGGCCAUGACAGCCCUAUCAAUGCUAUCUGCGCCAAUUCCAAACAGAUCUUUACUGCCUCCAGUGACUGUCGGGUGAAGUUGUGGAGUUAUGUCCCUGGGCUCACGCCCUGUCUGCCCCGUCGGGUCCUGGCCAUCAAGGGCCGGGCCACCAGCCUCCCCUGAGCCUCCACUAACCACCUCCUGCCUGGUUCCCUCUGUGACAUGAGAGUAAAGAUCUGGAAUCCGAAGAUGGGGAAGAAAAGGUGACGAUCCUCCAUUUGGAACGAUU
This is a messenger RNA of Sinocyclocheilus rhinocerous, 5353 nucleotides long. It is a transcript of the gene kif21b, whose product is annotated as kinesin family member 21B. Gene Ontology annotation, biological process: spindle elongation; microtubule-based movement; mitotic spindle organization. Gene Ontology annotation, cellular component: microtubule associated complex. The record is from RefSeq and is a predicted model, not a curated record. Gene Ontology annotation, molecular function: ATP binding; microtubule binding; microtubule motor activity. NCBI's taxonomy places the organism in Eukaryota, Metazoa, Chordata, Actinopteri, Cypriniformes, Cyprinidae. Bases 316 to 5247 code for a protein of 1643 amino acids. The transcript has 35 exons.